Molecule: messenger RNA, 1233 nt
Organism: Myotis brandtii (Brandt's bat)
Lineage: Eukaryota; Metazoa; Chordata; Mammalia; Chiroptera; Vespertilionidae
Gene: CCDC61
Product: coiled-coil domain containing 61
Exons: 9
Coding region: 12-1016 (334 amino acids)
Cellular component (GO): centrosome
Source: RefSeq, a predicted model, not a curated record
CGACACUGGCCAUGGACCAGCCGGCUGGCCUGCAGGUGGACUACGUCUUCCGGGGUGUGGAGCACGCCGUGCGGGUGGUGGUGUCGGGACAGGUGCUGGAGCUGGAGGUGGAGGACCGCAUGACGGCUGACCAGUGGCGGGGCGAGUUCGAUGCCAGCUUCAUCGAAGACUUGACUCACAAGACAGGGAACUUCAAACAGUUCAGCAUCUUCUGUAACAUGCUGGAGUCGGCCCUCACCCAGAGCAGCGAAUCAGUCACCCUUGACCUGUUGACCUACACAGAUCUGGAGUCCCUGCGGAACCGCAAGAUGGGGGGCCGCCCAGGUCCCUCAGCCUCCAGGUCGGCCCAGCUCAACUCCAAGCGCUACCUGAUUCUCAUUUACUCCGUGGAGUUUGACAGGAUUCACUACCCGCUGCCCCUCCUGUACCAGGGCAAGCCGGACCCCGUGUUCCUUCAGGGCAUCAUCCGCUCACUGAAGGAGGAGCUGGGCCGCCUUCGAGGGCUGGACGGCCAGGACCCUCGGGACACCCGGGAUUCUGAGAUCUGGCACCUGCGGGAGCAGCAGCAGCAGCGGAACCGAAUGGGCAGCGGAGGAAGCGGGGACGGGCCGUCCAUCUCCUGGGCUCGCCAGACUCGCCCCCCUGCUGCCAGGACCGGCCGAGGGGACGCGGCUAACCGCUCCCGGAACCGCAGCUCCUCCGUGGACAGUUUCCGCAGCCGCUGCUCGUCCGCCAGCUCCUGCAGCGAGUUCGAGGAUUUCUCCGAAUCCCUCUCUAGAGGCACUCGCCGCCACCGUGGGAAGGGGCCCAGCUCCACAACCUUGAGUGGGUCCAAUACGUUGCAGAAGUUCACCCCCAUGGAACGUGGCCGUCGACCGAAGCAUCUGGCCAGUUCUGGGGGCUGGGUCCCCAUCAAAGAGUACAGCUCUGACUACCAGGCAACCGACAUAGCAGAAAUAGACGCCCGUUUGAAGGCCUUGCAGGAAUACAUGAACAGACUGGACACACGGUCAUGACCUUGGGAAGGAGCACUGCCCCUCCAUCCCUUACCCACCAAUGGAUAGGUAUGGGGGGCGGGGCUGGUGUGUCCUUCCAGCCCCACCCAGGCCCCGCCCCUCCUGGUGUUCUUGGGGUCUCAGGUGUGUGAGACCCUACCCCUCUCACUCUCCCAGGCAUUGCAUGCUGGGAGGGAGGGUCUGUGUAUUUUGUAAAUAAACAUAUUUACCCUUGGGA